AUGCUAGUGAGCUUAAAGGUCUCAAACAAUAAGCUUGGUGGUCUGAUUUUCGGUGGAAUGAAUAACCUGUCCAUUACGUCGGAACUGUACCUGGAUGGUAACAAAUUCGAAGGGACGGUGCCUCGUGAUCUGUCAGGAGGGACUUUAAUGGUUAUUGAUUUGCAUGACAACGAGUUAUCUGGCAAACUUGAUAUGUCAUUAUGGAAUAUGUCUUCCUUGAAAGUCCUGAAUCUUGCUGGCAAUCAUAUAACUGGCAAAAUUCAUCCACAAAUUUGCAGCUUUACCAGACUUGAACUUUUAGAUAUAUCGAGCAACAAUCUUACAGGGUCGGUACCGAACUGUAGCUGCAUGUUGCUCCAUUUUCUUAACCUGUCUGGGAAUUCCUUAUCUAGCCAUAUUUCCUAUCCCUUCUUCAACAUAUCAAGUCUGAUUGCCUUGGAUAUCAGAAACAAUCAGUUUGCAGGCAACCUCCAUUGGAUAUGUUAUCUUGAUAACAUUAGGCUGCUUUCCUUGGGCAGAAAUAAGUUUGAAGGGCAGGUCACUCCAAACUUGUGUGAACUCUUGCACUUGAGGAUAAUUGACUUGUCUCAUAACAAGCUUUCAGGUUCAUUACCCUCAUGUAUUGGUAAUUUCUUUUUCAAAGGUGACAGGGGCGAUCAAAUUUUCCAGGUAGUAUUAACGAGUUUACCGUACUCACUUAAGCCAUAUGACAAUCCUUAUGGCUUGAGAGGUUUUAGCUUUACUACCAAAGGGAAUAUGUACACAUAUGGUCGAAGUUUCUUUGUUUCAAUGUCCGGCAUCGACCUAUCUGCGAAUAUGCUGCAUGGAGAAAUUCCUUGGGAGUUAGGAAACAUGAGCCAUAUCAAAUCCCUUAACUUGUCAUACAAUUUCUUUGUUGGCCCGAUCCCAGAGACCUUUGGCGGCAUGGAGGAGAUUGAAAGCUUGGACCUCUCACACAAUGAGCUGAGUGGACCAAUACCUUGGCAGCUAGUGCGGUUAUGUUCAUUGGGGGUGUUCUCUGUGGCAUACAACAACUUGUCAGGAUGCAUACCGAACUCUGGUCAGCUUGGCUCAUUCGGCAUGGAGAGCUACCUAGCCAACACCAACCUUCACAAGAUUACGCAGGGGAACAUGUGCACUCCCAGCCUAGACCCCAUAGUGGAGGAAGAUGUGUGUGAGAUGUUUGGUGACCCAAUCCUAUACAUGGUCAUGGCUGCCGGGUUUAUUUUGGCAUUUUGGGCCACUGUUGCUUUUUCAUUAUUCCAUCCGUACGGGACGUCUGUAAUGUUCAAGCUGUAG
Molecule: messenger RNA, 1299 nt
Organism: Triticum turgidum subsp. durum (durum wheat)
Lineage: Eukaryota; Viridiplantae; Streptophyta; Magnoliopsida; Poales; Poaceae
Source: the annotation of a GenBank genome assembly